GCGCGGAUAAUUGGGUUACUUCGGAUCAAGAAUCUUUACGCCACAGGCUUUGCACUGGAUCGCUAGCAUUUUUCUCAUCUGUUCUGUCCAUGAUGUAUCAUCACUCAGUCUUUUCCUGUCAUAGAUCUUCAGAGUAUCUUCAGGUUUUCAUUUUCGGGAUGUCUUUCCCACGUUCUAACCCGUUGUAUCGAGCACGACAAAUUGAA
This is a messenger RNA of Acaulospora colombiana, 206 nucleotides long. The record is from the annotation of a GenBank genome assembly. NCBI's taxonomy places the organism in Eukaryota, Fungi, Glomeromycota, Glomeromycetes, Diversisporales, Acaulosporaceae.